Molecule: messenger RNA, 1663 nt
Organism: Dufourea novaeangliae
Lineage: Eukaryota; Metazoa; Arthropoda; Insecta; Hymenoptera; Halictidae
Gene: Usp30
Product: ubiquitin carboxyl-terminal hydrolase 30 homolog
Exons: 6
Coding region: 56-1474 (472 amino acids)
Biological process (GO): protein deubiquitination
Cellular component (GO): cytosol; nucleus
Molecular function (GO): cysteine-type endopeptidase activity; cysteine-type deubiquitinase activity
Source: RefSeq, a predicted model, not a curated record
UUGACAUGUAGGUUAGCUUUUACAACGAAAACAUUCUUACGAAUAUUUAGGAAACAUGGAUAUGGAAAAAAUUGCUGUAUUUGCUAGCGUAGGAUUCGCAAUAGCUGUUGCAGCAUUUGUUAUAUGGGGACCUUCCCCCAAACCUAGAAAAAAAGGAAAAAUUAUUGGAAUCAACAAUUUGGGAUAUACAUGCUUUUUAAACUCUCUCUUACAAGCUUUAGCUGCAUGUCCGAUUUUUAUUGGAUGGCUAAAAAAACAGUGCGAGAAAAAUGGCAAAGUUAAUUUUAUUUCAACUUUACUUUCCGUCUUUAAAAAAAUCAAUGGAUAUGCAGAAGACCUGUACGGAGAUGUAACACCAAUAGAAAUAAUUUCAUCCCUUGGUAAUCUAUGGAGUUUUGCACCAGGGUAUCAAGAUGCACAUGAAUUAUUUCAUGUUGUACUUAAUGCAUUACAAGCAGAGAUUCAACCUGUAAACAGGAAAGGUUGCUUAUCUGAUGUUUUACUACAAAGUCCAACAAUAGUAACGGAUAUAAAAAAAUUAGGAGAUUCCUUGACCUUGAGAAGUGUAUCUUGUAAUGAUAUUGUAUCAGCUAAUAAAAGUUCAAAUGUGCCAAAUGGAUUUGAUAAAAAUUGUAACAGUCAUGCCAUGUCCACAACACCAUCAAUAUCAAAUAUAUCAAUGGCAUAUAAUAAGCCUGGCAUGAUUCUUGCUAGGUCUUCAGAACUACUUUCAAAAAAUGUCGGAGACGUAGGAAAUAAAGAAUCAUUUAGAUCAUGGAGCUCUUUAUGUGCAAUGCCUGUUCCUAAUAUACCAACAAUGUCCAUUGAGGCACAUCCAUUUUCAGGGUUAUUAACUAGUCAAUUACAAUGUAGUAACUGCAAAUGGAAGUCACCUGUUCGUUAUGAUAAACUUGAAACAGUUUCCUUACCUUUGCCUCCUAUGGGCCCACAUACUAGGACACAUCAUACAUUGGAAGAAUUACUAACGCGUUUUGUAACUAGUGAAGUUAUUCAAGAUGUAUUAUGUGAUGGAUGUGGAAUGCGUUGUUUCGCUACGAAAACUUUAACUCUUGGAAAACUUUCCAAAUGUUUGUGUUUACAUAUUUCAAGAACUACAUGGAGUCCUUCAGGAACACCGAUUAAAAGGGAUGAUCUAGUAAAGUUUCCUCAAAUACUGAUAUUGGAUCCUUACACUUUUACAGAAACGACAAAACGAAAUGCACAGGGCGAUCCUGAAGCAACAAUGUUGCUUGCUGCUCGAACAACACUGUUGAAUAAAUACAAGUAUCAGCUACGCGCAGUUGUGGAACAUCGUGGAUCUGUCGAUUCAGGGCAUUUUGUUUGCUACAGACGAGGGAAUAAGCCGAAUCACUGGCUAUAUACCUCCGAUAACGUGGUUGAAAGCAUAUCUCUAAUUGAGGUUUUAUGUGCCACACCAUACCUCCUGUUUUACGAACGCAUUCAUAGCACAUAAGUGUAUCUAGUAACUACGAAUUCUAGUACUUUGAAGGAAAAAAUUUAUUUGUUUUAUAUAAAAAGUUAUUCAGACACCAAAGUAUGCAUGCAUCAUCGAAGAAUGGUACUAAUUUAAAACAACAGAUAAUGGAAAAAGUGGAAGCAAAGAGAUUGUUGUGCAAAAUCUAAACAUUAUAGUUUUGAACAG